Phytophthora nicotianae INRA-310 is the source of this 1011-nucleotide messenger RNA. RefSeq lists its product as hypothetical. Gene Ontology annotation, molecular function: hydrolase activity. Lineage: Eukaryota; Oomycota; Peronosporomycetes; Peronosporales; Peronosporaceae. The record is from RefSeq and is a predicted model, not a curated record. The coding region runs from base 1 to 1011 and encodes 336 amino acids. The transcript is spliced from 4 exons.
AUGGAGCCGGCGGUGUGGGAGCAAUGGCCUCACGCCUUCAUGGAGACCCCCGAGGGCAUCCGCUUGCACUACGUCGACGUGGGCCCUCGCGACGCUCUUCCUGUCGUAAUGGUGCACGGAUGGCCUGAUCUCUGGUUCGGCUGGCGGCACCAGAUCCAAGCGCUCGGUUCCAAGUACCGACUUCUAGUGCCGGAUGUCCGUGGCUUCGGUCAGAGCUCGACUCCGGCAAAUGUCGAGGCUUACGGAGCCAAGAACAUCUCCAACGACCUGGCGGCACUGCUGGAUGAGCUCAAGAUUGCCAAGGCCGUGUUUGUCGGCCACGACUGGGGCGGAAGUCACGUGUGGCGGAUGUGUCUGUAUCACCCCGAGAGAGUCAUCGCUGUCUGCGGAGUUUGCACGCCUUAUAUUCCACCGAGCAAGACUUACAUACCAUUGGAAGUGGUUGUGAAAAAGGUGCCGCAGUUCAAGUACCAGCAGUUCUUGGCCAACACUGACGUCUCCGGUAAAGUUCUUGAUGCCUCGCCGCGUCGUUUGUUAACUGCGAUGUUCCGCAAACCGUCGGAAAUGGGUCUCAGAGCGUCCCGAAUGUCGCUCCCGAAGAUGUUGAUGGCCGUCGACUCGGACUUAGACCACCCUGUGUUCACCCAGUGCUCGACACUGCUAUCCGAGGCUGAGCUGGACUAUUACGUCAAGCAGUACUCUAUCAGUAAGUUCGCCAGUGCAUGCCAAACGUACGCUACCGGUAAGAUCGACUUUGAGAAUGAACGUGGAUUGUCGAGAGUGAUCAAGCAUCCAGCGCUGUUUAUCGGCGCUGCUAAAGAUGCGGUGCUCAAGCCUGAAAUGGCGAGAGGUAUGGCCAAGGUUAUCCCAAAUCUGGAGACGAGAGUCAUUAAAGAUGCCGGCCACUGGGUGCUUUGGGAGCAGAAGGAAGAGGUGAACGCCAUCUUGUCCGAGUGGCUGGCGAAGAUUGCGACCACCGCGAGCGUGAGCAAUCUCAGUGCAAAGUUGUAA